CUAGAUUAUUCCGAUGGUGCAGCAGUUUGUUUCCGACAGUCUGGGCCGCCCCUUCAUCGAGGCUCCGCCCUUCAACCUGAGCAACACUUUCGGCGACAGCCACUGUUGCGCACCCCUCAUCUUCAUCCUGUCUCCGGGCUCGGACCCCAUGGCGGCUCUGCUCAAGUUUGGACACGAAAAGGGCUUUACAGGGGACAAGCUGACGUCGCUUUCCCUUGGCCAAGGCCAAGGUCCCAUCGCCAUGAAAAUGAUCGAGUCGGGUAUCGCGGACGGCACCUGGGUGGUUCUGCAGAACUGUCACUUGGCCACAUCCUGGAUGUCCACAUUGGAGAGAGUCUGCGAG
This is a messenger RNA of Hippocampus comes (tiger tail seahorse), 343 nucleotides long. Its product is annotated as dynein heavy chain 7, axonemal-like. NCBI's taxonomy places the organism in Eukaryota, Metazoa, Chordata, Actinopteri, Syngnathiformes, Syngnathidae. Gene Ontology annotation, cellular component: dynein complex. Gene Ontology annotation, biological process: microtubule-based movement. The transcript has 2 exons. The annotation marks the transcript as partial. Gene Ontology annotation, molecular function: minus-end-directed microtubule motor activity; dynein intermediate chain binding; dynein light intermediate chain binding. The record is from RefSeq and is a predicted model, not a curated record.